CUUUUCAGCUGAUGAAAUUUUCAACUUUCUACGCAUACGAAUGCUUCUGCUUGCGAAUUGCAGCGAUGCCGCCAGCUGUUAGCAGCAGUUCUCAUACAUUUGUUUUGCUGUGCGGACGCUAGUUGUACGGACGUGUAGAAUGUUAAAUGAUACCGCAGACGCUGCGAUGGAGCUGCGUAGCGAUGACAUUUACCGCGUGCCGGAGACGAUGCACUUCCCCACGGAAGAGCUGAAUAUACUGGAAAUUUGGCGACGAGAGAAAACUUUUGAGCGUUGCAUACAGUUAUCCAAGAAUAGACCAAGAUACACGUUCUACGAUGGCCCACCGUUUGCGACGGGUCUACCGCAUUAUGGCCACAUACUGGCCGGCACCAUCAAAGAUAUCGUGACGCGCUACGCCUAUCAGCAGGGUCAUCAUGUGGAGCGUCGCUUCGGCUGGGAUUGUCACGGCUUGCCGGUUGAAUUUGAAAUUGAUAAACUUUUGAAUAUACGCGGACCGGAAGAUGUGCAGCAGAUGGGCAUAGCGGCGUACAAUGCCGAGUGCCGCAAAAUAGUUAUGCGCUAUGCAAAUGAAUGGGAGGCCGUGGUGACACGUAUGGGUCGUUGGAUUGAUUUUCGUAAUGACUACAAAACACUCUACCCCUGGUAUAUGGAGUCGAUUUGGUGGGUUUUCAAGCAGCUUUACGAUAAGGGACUCGUUUAUGAGGGUGUUAAGGUGAUGCCCUAUUCGACUGCGUGCACGACGGCGCUUUCUAAUUUCGAAUCCGGUUUAAAUUACAAGGAGGUAGUGGAUCACUGUGUGGUUGUGGCAUUUGAAGCGGUUAAUAUGGUGAAUACAUAUUUUCUCAUUUGGACAACUACACCUUGGACUUUGCCGUCCAAUUAUGCCUGCACCGUGAAUCCGAAUUUGAUUUAUGUGAAGGUGCUCGACAAGAAAAGUAAUCGUUUUUAUAUUCUGAGUCAAACACGCUUAAAUUUUGUCUACAAAAAUGAAAACGAUUAUGAAAUUAUCGAAAUAUUCAACGGCAGCAGUUUAGCCAAUGAAUCAUAUAGGCCACCAUUCGCAUAUUUCGCUAAAAGCGGUGCAGCAGUAAAAGCUUUCCGUAUACUAGUCGACGAUUAUGUAACCGAUGAUACGGGCACGGGCAUCGUGCACAAUGCGCCCUACUUCGGUGAAGAUGAUUAUCGUGUGUGUCUAAAUGCGGGUAUUAUAAAGAAAGCCAGUAAGCCGAUUUGUCCGCUCGACGAAGUGGGACGUUUCACAGCGGAGAUCACUGAUUUUGCGGGCUUAUAUAUUAAAGAUGCUGAUAAAUUGAUAAUUGCGAAACUAAAGAAACUAGAUAUACUAGUCUCUGUUGGACAAGUGAAGCACAGUUACCCGUAUUGCUGGCGUUCAGAUACGCCUUUAAUCUAUAAGGCGGUGCCUUCAUGGUUCGUACGCGUCGAGCAUAUGUCACAGAACUUGCGGGAAUGCAGCGCGCAGACUUAUUGGGUGCCAGAAGGUGUACGCGAUGGCAGAUUUGGAAACUGGUUGAAGGAAGCACGCGAUUGGGCGAUAAGUCGCAAUCGUUACUGGGGCACUCCCAUUCCGAUCUGGCGUUCACCCAGUGGCGAUGAGGUCAUUUGCAUUGGCAGCAUCGAGCAAUUGGCUGCAUUAUCCGGAAAACACAUUAAAGAUCUGCAUCGUGAGACAGUUGAUGAAAUCGAAAUCCCCUCUGCCAUACCUGGACAUCCGCCAUUACAACGCAUUAGCGCCGUCUUUGAUUGCUGGUUUGAAUCUGGUUCAAUGCCGUUUGCGCAACAACAUUUCCCAUUUGAAAAUGUUACCAACUUUAUGAGCAACUUUCCGGCCGACUUCAUUGCCGAGGGCAUAGAUCAAACACGUGGUUGGUUUUACACGCUUCUAGUUAUUUCCACGGCUCUCUUUAAUAAAGCGCCGUAUAAAAAUAUCAUUGCGAAUGGGCUCGUGUUGGCGGCAGAUGGCCAGAAAAUGUCGAAGCGCAAGAAAAACUAUCCGGAUCCAAUGGAUGUGUUGCGUAAAUAUGGCGCUGAUGCCUUACGUUUGUAUUUGAUAAAUUCGCCGGUGGUGCGCGCCGAGAACUUGCGCUUCAAGGAGGAGGGUGUGCGUGACAUCAUUAAGGAUGUGCUGCUGCCAUUAUACAAUUCGUAUCGCUUCUUGCGGCAAAAUAUUGCUCGUUACGAAAAGGAAGAUCUAUGCGGCUCAGCACGUUACCUCUUUGAUAAGGAGCGUCAUGCGCGUGCACUGAAAGAAACCACUUUGCUUGAUGUUUGGAUAGUUUCAACUAAGGAAUCGCUUAUUGACUUCUUCGCUAAGGAAAUGAAGCAGUACCACUUAUACACAGUGGUGCCACGCUUGACUAAGUUCAUAGAUCAGUUAACGAACUGGUACAUACGCUUAAACCGUCGCCAUCUUCGUGGUGAACAUGGUGCCGCCGAUUGUCUGCAAUCUUUAGACACCCUGUACUCAGUUCUCUUUGAGUUGAUUCAUCUACUAGCGCCGUUUACGCCAUUCCUUUCCGAGUACAUUUACUUACGCCUCUUGCCGUUUCAAGCGAAGACAUCAGAUUGUAGAGGAGCCACUUCAGUACAUCAUCAAAUGUUGCCGCAGCCGAAUUUAGAGCUCAUCCGUCUAGAUAUAGAGAAAUCGAUGUCUUUGUUGCAAACCAUUAUCGAAUUGGGUCGAGUAAUGCGUGACCGUCGCACAGUGCCACUAAAAUGUCCACUCUCAGAGAUUAUUGUAAUACACAGAGAUCCGGAGGUUUUAGAGUCUGUGGAACGGUUUUCCGGCUUCAUACUGAACGAACUAAAUGUACGCAAUCUGACACUCAGCUCGGAUAAAUGUAAAUACGGUGUUACAAUGCGCGCGGAACCGGAUCAUAAGUUAUUGGGUCAACGCCUUAAAGGCGACUUCAAAACUGUGCUGAACGCAAUAAAAUCACUCAAAGACGAAGAGAUACAAGCGCAAUUGACCAAGGGCUACUUUACUAUUAAACAGCAUCGCAUCGAGCUCUCGGAAGUGCGUUUAAUUUAUUGUGUGUCACAGGGUUCGAAAACCAACUUGGAAGCAAAUAGUGAAAAUGAUAUACUCGUAUUAUUGGAUAUGACAACAAACGCCGAGUUAUUGGAAGAAGGCGUGGCACGUGAGAUCAUCAAUCGUAUACAAAAGCUAAAGAAGAAAGCGAAAUUAAUACCCACUGAUGAGGUGGUAGUCUUCUAUCGAUUAAACGAUAGUAAAGUAAAUGAGUCAAAUAGCGGAACUGCUAAUGACCUAAGAACCGUUAUGAAAAAAUACAAAAGUAUGAUUACAACAACCAUUAGAUCGGCGCUUUUGCCAUAUAAUGAUGAAGAUAUAUCAAAACGGAACUUUAUUAUAACGGAAAUAGUAACUGUUAAAGACGUCAACUUAGAACUGACCAUUUGCUCUUCGCAAAGCCGUACAGACAUUCCAAGCGUGCAUGUUAUGCUUAUCGAAAACCUCGCACCGCGUUUUGGUGGAAAACCAAUAACAAGUUUGCAUUAAACUGGAGAAAUUAUGACACUAACACAAUUGAUGGCUGAGAUCAAUUUGAAUUUUGGCUUAUAUGGCGUGAAUUAUAACGUGUAUUGGUUUGAUGAAACACAACAACAACUACAAAUGCUAAGCGCUAGCGAUUUGAAUGACAAACUAAAUGGGAAACUGCUGGUGGUGGCGCGGAAAGCGAGUGAUGUGAAGGAGAAGCUUUUUCUAGCAGAUAGCGUAGUAGAAAUAAAAAAUGAAUAUUAAAAGAAUUUCGAAUCUGACUUACGAAUUGUCAAAAAUAUAGUUGUACUAAAUUUUAAUUUAAUUUAUUAAAAUAACCGUUUAUAAAUUUGAA
This is a messenger RNA of Zeugodacus cucurbitae (melon fly), 3875 nucleotides long. RefSeq names its product isoleucine--tRNA ligase, cytoplasmic. Gene Ontology annotation, molecular function: isoleucine-tRNA ligase activity; aminoacyl-tRNA deacylase activity; ATP binding. The record is from RefSeq and is a predicted model, not a curated record. Gene Ontology annotation, biological process: isoleucyl-tRNA aminoacylation. NCBI's taxonomy places the organism in Eukaryota, Metazoa, Arthropoda, Insecta, Diptera, Tephritidae.